ACUCGGAGGUGAGGACCGGCUCUCUUGUGGAUGUUCAUCCUGCUGACCAGAGAAGGAGGGAAUGCACGCCUGAGGGGGAUCGGCCCUCGCUGCUGUUCCCGAUGAGUCCGUCCGUACGGCUCCUCGUUCAAGUGUUGCACAUUGCCUCUGUUUUCCUCUCUAUCUGUCAAAUGUCUUCAGGCGCCAAAAAGCCCGUCCAGAGUGCCGCUCUCAUGGAUCUGAGUGAAGACAACAAAUGCUUCAACUUUUCCGUGGCAAACCCGACCAAGAAAGAAUUCUACAGCCCCAACUAUCCCAACAACUAUCCCAAAAAUGUGAGGUGUACCCUGAGGAUAACAGCACCCCCUGGACACACAGUGAAGUUGGACUUCCGAGACAAGUUCCACCUGGAGAACUCUCCAUCUUGCAACUACGACUGGCUAGAGGUGAGGGACGGGCUGCACGGUUACAGCCCUAUGCUCGGCACCCGCUUGUGCGGCUCCGAGUUCCCCCGCCAAAUGAUCUCCUCCAAGCGUCAUAUGUGGCUGCAAUUCAACUCGGAUGAUUCCAUCGAGUACGAAGGGUUCCGGGCAGUCUACGAUUUUGUGCAGAUGCCCAACCUGGGUGCAAGCAAUCCAGAUAUCGAGAAAGAGUGCUCCAUCCACUUCAGCGGUCAUUCGGGGACCGUCAUGAAAUCCCAGAUGGACCAAUAUUUUCUCAAAUACAAAAACGAGGACAGCAUCGAGUGCAUGUGGACCAUCGAAACGGAGGCAGGGAAGAAGCUAUACCUGAACUUCAAGGAAUUCAGCCUGGACAAGCCCAACGACUGCGAUCAGAACUUCAUCCAGAUCUUCCCCGAUACGCACACGCCGAGCGAGAAGACGGCCAACUUCUGCGGCACAACGGCCGAACCGCAGAAAAGCGAUUCCAACAUCACCUACAUCCGCCUCUUCGCGCAGCGCCUCGCCUACGAGAAGACCGACUUCAAGAUCCAUUUCACCUCCUUCAGGGAGAUCCAGAAGAACGAACAGUGUGACCCCAAGACGGAGUUUAACUGCGGCGACCAGACCUGCAUCGACAUCUCCCUCAAAUGCGACGGGGAAUUCGACUGCAAGUACAGAUACGACGAAGAGCCCACCCUCUGCACAAGAGCUCUAGGUGCCGCCAUGGUGCUGACGUCUGAGCACAUGAUCAUCAUCCUGGUGGUCUUCUUCAGCCUGGUGGUUGCAAUGUGCGCCUCCAUCUCCAUCUCCUGCUACAAUAAAAUACAGGAGAGGCAGCUCCGAGAGCGAGAGUACAAGGAGAGGAGGUCCAAAGAGGCGUCCGUAGAAGUCACUCUGGACAGGACCUUACAGAGGAGAGACGACGAUUCCUCGGACGGAGGAUGCUAUGUCCCCGAGGUGGACUUCAGGGGUAAACAACAGAGGACCAAUGGUGGGGAGACCGUACCCAAGAAGAUGCCCAAAGGGGCGCCUUUCCAGCAGCCCAAUUACCCAUAUAUUAGUGAAAGCUUCGAGAGUUUAGAGAGUGACGUCAUCGUGCCUCCGGCACCACCCCCUGUCCCUGCACACAUGAAGGAAAGGCGGGAAAUCUCACCGCCGCCUCCAACCUACAGGAUCGUCGGGGGAAAAGUGAUCGCCAAUCCAGCCAAGAACGAACCCACCACUUCUGCUGAGCCACCUGCAAGGUGGCAAGGUCUUCGAGGAGCAGAGACUCCUUCAGAACCGAAAUGGCAAGAGAGCAGACCUCCUUCAGCCAGAUCGGGACCCAGAGUGGCUGAAAGGGAACCUCAGGAAUCGAGGACCAACUGGCUGCGGGGGCCUCUCGAGGCGGGGGUUCCGAGGAGCGCAUUCACUCGCCAGCCUGGAGAAAUCGGGCUCCCCAAAUUCGGGAUGUCGCGGGUGACUCCGGGGGGACCCGUCGGACAAUCAAAAGGGCCCCCCGGAGAUAAGCCCAUUCCAUUGUCAGCCUUCCGAAGCCCGUACGACCGGGUUGCGCCUGACAGAAUCGGAUAUCCAUCUCAAAGAGAGACCGACUUAAGGACUGAGGUCAGUGACUCCUCCAGGGCCCACAGCGUUGCCUCUACUCUCUCGGCACCCGAUGCUGUCAGAAACCGCUGACAUGACCAAACACGAGACCUAGUCAUAUUUUCUGGAAUGAAUGUUCGAUCCUUAUGAUAAUUGAUUUUAGUUAACUGAUAUGUGAUUCGACAUCCUGAGAAUCAUUUUAAAGAUGACUCCCCAUAAUUGCGGGAUUAUCAUUCUGAGGGAUGUCUUAAACGAUUCUUAUAUUUGAUUUUAGUUGAUUGAUAUGUGAAUUGACAUCCUGAGGGGAAUUUUAAAGAUGGCAGUCCGUUUUUACGGAACAGGCAUCCUAUGGAAUGUCUCAAACGAGAAAUCGAUAUUUUUAGGGACAUCCUUAACGCACCAUGAAAUUGCUGCCAACAUCCAAAGGCAAUAAUAACUUAGAUUUAGUGUUUCCAAAUCCUGAGGGAAUAUCUAACAAUCAUGGAAUCUUCAUUUUGUCAUUUCCAUGAAAUUGAUAUCUUAUUAACCAUCACGAUGGAGAAGCUAACAUCCAUGACAUUCAUCCAUCUCUCAAGGUCUUCCUAUUUCAAUCUUGGAUGAAUUAAACCGUUAGACGCUGACUUUAGGUUCGGCGAAAGAGACUGGCGUUUCUGACUGUUUCGCGAGAGACCUCGCAGUCUCUGUUCUUUAAACUCAGGCAAAACAAAAAAAAAAGAAUAGAAAACUUUUUACUCUUUUUAAAAUGCAUUCGUUUCUAGUUUGUAGUUCUUUUUUUUUUGUCGGGAAGAAAGCAUUCGUAGUUGUUAUAUUUAUAUAACUUGUCUGUUAUUAACUUUCCUUUCUCUCUGUUCAACAUUUAUGUGUCUCCGUGAAUCCAGACAUCUGAUCUCCUGUACUUUUGACAUGGAAUGAUAACACUGUUCAUUUGAGUUUUCACAAGAAGUCAGUUUCGAGAGAAAAUCCGGAACUGACCUUCCAUGAAAUAUCUCGCCUUAAGAUGUAUUUGUAUUUAACAUGUGUGUAACUUAGGAAUCACUUUGUUAAUGCCACAUUGUUUUUUAGUAUGUAAGAGGUUUUUUUAUUUGUCGUUGAGAAUUUUUUUUUGUGCUAAGAAUAAGUUUAACCUAUUGAUUUCGAUUAUAAUAAUUCAUAUUCAAUUCACUUUUUAAAGUUCAAUAGAUGAAGUUUCCACGUAGGUACUGGCCAAUGAACUAGAAACUUGUUAACAUCUGUGUAUAUGUAGAUAAGGGACAAAAUUAUGCAUAAUUUCCAAAUCAAAAUAACAUCACCAAAGUGCCACGAAGAGUUUCACAAAGGUUCUAAUGGGUGUACCAAAUCUGGAGUAUGUUCUUUUAAUUUGGCAUUGAUCCCCUGUUCUUUCUAGACGAUUCAUUUUAGGAACAAUAAAAUCCAUCCUGCAAUGCUGCAAUUUUAUUCCUGUGCUAUUAAUGUCAUCCACUUAACAGUAAUUCUACAAUAAUUGUUUGCAGUCAUAACUUUGAUUUCCAACUAUCAUAAGCGUAUCCGCAAAAUCCAGAUACCAGAUAUCCUAAAAAUGAUUGAUGAAUUUUGAAAAUUAAUUUUAAAAAAAGAAGGAAUGCAAUAGAAAUACCUCGUUUGUUGCCUUUCUCUUGGAAAAUCAGAGAAUUUUAUCUCACCAAAUUGUAAAUUUAAUUGACGAUUCCACUGCUAGGUAGCGCUGCAAAAUAGGAAAAAUAAACCCGGAAUAGAAUUGUUGCAAAAAAUAUUAAAUGAUGAUGUUUUCAAUGUACCUCCAUUAGUAGCAACAACGUGGCGCAGUCUGAGACAAAAAUUUCCAGACAUCCGUGCAAACAUGUCAAUUGCAAUUGUCUCACCUAUCGGUGGCAGUGUUAACUAAAUUUUUAAUUUGGCUGGAUAAAAUUCCCUGGUUUUUUAAGCCCACAAAUGAUACAUUUUUAUCGCAUUCCAUCUUUUUUUAAUUGAUUUUCAAAGUCCAUUGGUAGCACUGGUAUGAAUUUUAUUUUAAAAUAUAUGAGAUGUUGGAAAGACAUAUACCUAUUGUAUUAUUAAACCAAAAAAUGCAAAGCUUUGUGCAACGCCUACCGUACUCUGGACUUAAAGGCACUCCCUUUCUUAUAAAAUUCGUCCAUAACCGAAUAUGGGCUGUAAAGGGAGGUGAAAUAAAAUGUGGAAAAGUUUCUAUUUCAUCGGCGAGUGUCUGUAUUACCAUUUACUUUUUUGACAUUAUUUGUUUCACAAGUAAUUCCCAGUAUAGAACCUAAUUUAGAAACUAUCACUUAUUUAUAAAAAAAAGAAUUAAUUUUUUAUUAAUCUUUUCUUAAGCAUGAAUUCAUAUCUCGGGAGGAAGUUUCGCAUCUGUCAACCUGAGCCCUGUCUAUGAAACAUUCUUCAAAAUGAAUUGUCCAUAUAAAAGUUGCCUGUACUUAUUUGCAUUUUAGUUUCGUUACAGGACUUAAGUAGGAAAGCAUAUUUACUUUUUUGAAGACUUUUAUUUUUGUGUUGUGUCUAUCUCAUAUCUGGACUACAUAACAAAAUACAAUCCCUUUUUUUUAUUCUCCACUGUAUUUCAUACCUGAUACUGAUUAACACUAACAAAUUAUUUCUUAUAAAGCUUCCUACCAACUUAGAUUUCUCUUAUACCACCUAUCCACUACAGAAUAACCCAAUUGGGGUUUUGAGUUAUUAAAGAAAAAUCAACCGCCUAACCAUGGACAAGAAGAAAUAAUGCAGUUAAAUUGCUCCGGUAAAACUACAUUUCUGUUUUCUUUUUCUCAUUAAUAGACUUUAAGCGGUUCCUUUGAUACAGUAUGCAUCAAAGAAUUACAAAGUUACCAAUUACUAAGUAACUGGUCUUAUUUUAUUAUGGAAAAAAAAAUAUAGAUAGAACCUCUUUAUUUUGCGUUUCCUUCGAAUUAACUACAUUAUGUAGCAAUGCAUUUUUAUCAUCAAUUAUACAAAGAUGUAAAUUAUGAUUACAAAACUUCUUUUGUCAACUUCCCGAGUAGCGUUCACUGUACUUUUUCGGAACUAGAGAAUAGUUGUUCCUUAAGAAAAUUCAUCAGGAAUGUGAUGUUUUGACAGAUCAUUUGACACUAGAUGGAAAAUGUAGGUCGACGCCAAAUCAUGACAGUCGCCUCUUUUCUUGCGACGGGAAACUUUGAAAGUCUGUGGACACGAUCUAUCUGCAUGCGCUGCAUAUAUGUGAAGUGGAUGCAAUCGGUUCUGGCUAGUUGGUCAUUAUGAUUAUUUUAGCUCGUUCUGCUGAAAAUAGAAUUAUUCCCUUAUAAUUAAAAACUGUUUAAAAGUUCCAGCAACUUUUUGAAUUUUCUAGUAUGUAUGAGUACUGAUCAAUAAAUAUAUUUAACGACCGAAAAUUUGCGAAAUGAUGUUCAUCUGGAGAGUUUCACCAAGCUUCUUGUGAGUAUGUCAUCAUUUGAUGUAUGUUCUGCCUUUUCUGGAAGACAAGACGUUGUGGGUUUACUCCGCUUAUGAUAGAUCUUUUGUAAAUAAUAGUGAUUACAUCCGCUGCAAAAGUAUUUGAGAGAUAAAACUGCUCCAAAUUAUGUGGAUUCGUGAGCUAUUCUAAGGUUGUUUUGUGGUUAUCUGGGUGUGGGAUACGUUUAGUAGGUUCGGUAUCGGUUCGCUGUUGUUUACGGAAGGCAGGGUGUCAUUCAAGAAAUUAGAUGAACAUUGUGUCGAUCAGAUCCAUCCUGAAAGUCUGUAUUAUUAAUCCGCAUGAACCGGCAAACGCUGGACUCGCUGCGCCCAAACGUCUUGAGAAACCCAUGAUUGACUUAAUACAGGCUGCAAUGCCGGCUUAAGGAGUACAGUAAAAUAUCAAGCCAAGGUUUCAAAUUCAUUUGCCAGUGCCUAUAUCCACAAAUGACAGCAAAAAUAAAAGCUAAGACUGUAGAACAUUAUCCAGUUAAAUUUCCUUAUAUAUAUAAAAAAAAUAUCCCGUCUCACUCAAAAAUGUAUCCUUUUUUAAACUAUGCUAUAUCAACAUUUUCUAAGGGUAAUCGCUUUUUGUUUUUGUUUUUAAUAUAACCACCCGAUUUUAAAAUCGCUUUUACUGUAACAAAAAAAAGUCUUAUCAAUCAAAGAAUGCACUAUAAUUGAGUUUCUACCCUUUUUGGUGCAUAGGAAUGCAUUUCUCAUCGAUUGAAACAGAAGACAAAGAUGAAUGCUAAGAACAUUAAAUCGCAAAUAGUCUCAGACGUUUCUGCUAUUAGAAUGCUAGGGACAAAAUGAAUAAUUUUCGUUUACAAAAUAUUCUCGAAUCUCUCGAGGAAUAGAAAGCAAGGUGUAAAAUCUUCAUCUCCAUCCACAAAAACUGUUAAUUAAAAAAAUUUAAAUGAAAUACUGAUACAACUUUACUUUUCUGGUGUUUGCUUUGAUUUAAUUUUCAACCGGUUCUUUGAUUUCACGAUUCAAAAGUGGGAUUUUAGGACCAAUGAACCUUCAUUUCCAUCCCUAUCUGCUCUCCAUCCCACCAGAAUUGUAAUGGAAAUGAUUAAAGCAACGAACAUAUCUGUGAAAGAAAUCAUUUCUAUUGGAUAGAUAAAAAGUAUGAUCCCGCCCUUUUUCGAAUAAAUGAGCCGAAUAAAAGGAUUUUUUUUAAACUCUUUCAUUAAAGUGCUAAAAAUAUGGAAUUUUUUUCAUUUAAUUUAUUUUAUGCAUCUUAGUAUUUAGUUCAUGAUUAAUUACUAGAAUAUUGUGGAAUUUCCAAUUCAUUUUUUUUUUCUCACUACUAAAUGACACCACUCGUAUGAAAUCAAAAUUAAAUUAAAUGAAUGAUUAACAUAUCAAUGUAUUUUAAUACUGUAUUUAUUUAUAGUAAUCUCUCAGCAGCUCCAGUACACAUCAGAACCCAGUUUAUUGGUAAAAGGUUCUUGAUAAAACUUAUGAUUGUUGCACUAAAUACAACAAAUUAUCACGCGACAUGUAAAAUAUUUCAGACUCAGAGCAAUAACCUACCAUUCACUUCUCCAGACUUAAUUUUCCUGUCAGGGCUCUAUUUGCCUGUCUGGAAAUGCCAGAUUACCAAAGUGCUGGAAAGUAUCAUAUAUCAUUUUGCAUCCAGUGUAUGCAUAAUGUAGAUAAAGCUGUUUUAGUAAACAUUAAAUAAUACACUUUAAGGAAAUUUUGUUUUUGUUUUUUUAAGAAAUAGAAUUUUUUGCCUCUAUUAUCUGGAUAUUCGAUUAUCUGGAUCGGGUCCCUCUCCCAAUUAAUCCGGAUAAUCCCGAUCAUACUAAAAUUUUGGCAAUCAGAGAAGCCGACAGGUUCGUGUGAGAUGAGGGCUGAAUCCUAUUUAUACCCGCAAUAUUUCACGCCUAAACCUUCAAAAUGAACUAUUCGGUAAGGAUUUCGACCAAUUUUAGAAAGCAGAAGCCCUGAUAUCUAUCUCUAGAUCUUUACGUUUCCUUAGUGCCUUAACUGUGGGCCCCAUACGCAGAAAUAGAUCAAAGAAUCGUAGGUUUGUAUCGUCCUUCUUUUUAGAAUGUAGUUGACGUUCCUCCAUAAACUCUCUGUCUAUUUAUGAUACUUCUUUUUUACAAAAUGUUCUCUGUACAGAUUAUUUCAUGUAUCACUAAUAAAAUAUAAAUAUUUACUUUGC
This is a messenger RNA of Argiope bruennichi, 7626 nucleotides long. RefSeq names its product neuropilin and tolloid-like protein 1. The record is from RefSeq and is a predicted model, not a curated record. The transcript is spliced from 10 exons. Lineage: Eukaryota; Metazoa; Arthropoda; Arachnida; Araneae; Araneidae. Gene Ontology annotation, molecular function: protein binding. The coding region runs from base 102 to 2099 and encodes 665 amino acids.